Messenger RNA from Closterium sp. NIES-67, 1965 nucleotides. The record is from the annotation of a GenBank genome assembly. NCBI's taxonomy places the organism in Eukaryota, Viridiplantae, Streptophyta, Zygnematophyceae, Desmidiales, Closteriaceae.
CAGUCCGCUUCUUUUUCAGGCAUUUCCUGCAUUGCUGGUCCUGAAACCACGUGACGUGACUGCUUACUGCGUUGUUCACCUAGGCAUAAGCGGUAUCUCCUGGUUCACCUAUUAGCAGCUCUCUUCCGCUAUUGACAGACGGUCUGAGCGAGAUCGAGCAGAUGGAGGGGUCGUUCGAGGCGUACAAGGAGAAGGUGCUGCUGGGCGACGUGGCGUGGGACACGUACGUGACGGCGAAGCUGAUAACGGGCACAGACUUCCAGCUGCUGCGCCGCUACGACCACCGCUCCAAGGAGGUCCAGGCCGCGCUGCUCGAAGAGAACGGCGUCGGAUACGUGCGCACAUUUAUAUCCGUACUGAAGAAUGUCUUUAAAGAGGAAACCGUGGAGUACACUAUCGCCCUCAUCGACGAGCUUCUAACACGAGACAAGAAGAGGGCUCGUUUGUUUCACGACCCGUCGAUAACAGACGAUGUCUAUGCGCCCUUCCUCAGACUGCUGGGGCACACCAACUGGUUCGUGCUGGAGGCCACGUCGCGAAUCCUGCCUCUCAUCAUCGUCUCGCGGCCGCACAGCUCCUCGGCGCCUGCAGCAGCGCCCGGGGCAUCACGGGCGCCCGCGUCCUCAGAGGGCGACCUGGACUAUGUGCUCGAGCCCUUCAUUGCCUGGCUCUGCCAUCAGCUUUCCCACCCAGUGCACCCGGUGCGCGCCGUGCCAGCGGCCAUCACAGCGCUGGCGACGACGCUGAGGGACGUGUCGGCGCGCUCCAUCUUCGCCAAGGCGGACGGCGUGCGCCUGCUGCUGCCCUACAUUGCGCCCGUGGCUGGCCAGAACCAGAUGCAGCUGCUGUACGAGGCGGUGCUCUGCCUCUGGCUGCUCUCCUUCCACGAGCCUUCCCUGGACGCCAUUCGCUCCGCGCGCAUUCUACCGCGCCUCAUCGACGUCGCCAAGAGCUCCGCCAAAGAAAAGAUAGUGCGCGUGGCGGUGCUGACGCUGAGCAACCUGAUGACGCGCGGGCACCUGGGCGCGUCCAUGGUGGAGCUGGGGCUGCCCAAGGUCGUGCAGAGCCUCAAGCUGCACGCGUGGCACGACGAGGAUCUGAAGGAGGCCUUGGAGGCGCUGGACGUGGGUUUGCGGCACAACCUGCGGGUGAUGAGCUCGUUCGACAAGUACCGGCAGGAGGUGCUGUCGGGGUCGCUGGACUGGACGCCCAUGCACAAGGACGCCGCCUUCUGGCGCGAGAACAUCAUGCACUUCGAGGACAACGACUUCCAGGUGCUGCGAGCGCUGGUCGCCCUGCUGGACACCAGCCACGAGGCGCGCACCCUGGCCGUGGCGUGCCACGACCUGGGGCAGUUCAUCUCGGCGCACCCAGCCGGCAGGGGCGUGGCUCACGACAUGAAGGGCAAGGAGCGCGUGCUGCGCCUGCUGGACCACGGCGACCCCGAGGUGCGCAAGCAGGCGCUGCUGGCCGUGCAGAAGCUGCUGCUCUCCGCCAAAUACGUCUCGUACCUGCAGUGAGGAGAGUACCCCUGCCCCCUGCAGUGAGGGGGGAGGAGUGCGCCCUGUGCCUGCACUGAGCGCGGGGGUCCCUGUCCAACGUUCAGUGAGGGGGGGACGUGGCCGCGGUGGGGUGAAGGCAAGAGGUGGCAUUGUUGCUGGCAACUGGCCUGCCUGCCAGUAUACUUGAUGGCAAUUUGCCACUGAUGCUUUCCGUACUCCCUGCUCCUACUUCUCCCGGCAGGCCUGAGUAGUGCUGCUGUGCUAUCCAUGUAGUAGUACCCACGAGGUGUGUAGCUUGCCUUGCAACCACGGUAUGCUCGUUUAGCUCACAACUCGUAGUGCGUGCCCACCAUAAGGCCCCGGCCCAUAUAGACUCAUGCAUCCGGUAGCAUUUCUCCUGCAUCCAACCACUAAUCAGCAAAUGUGGGAGUCUAGUGGCUUGUAAAACUCAAAUGAUUCUGUA